GUUAUGACUGACAGUUGAAUUAGCAGAAGAUACGUGGAAUCGAGCAUAUCGUUCGAAUCCGAGUGUUGUUAAUGUUCUCUCAAUUAAUAGUCGAUCUGAAAGUUGUGGUUUCGCUUUAGUUUGUCGAUCGAUUGGUGUGUCCAUUUAGCAACGAUCCCAAUUGACCGUAUCGUACUCCCGGGAUGGCACCGACGAGGAAGCCCAACGAUGGCUUGCUGGCGAGAGUGAAUUUUCCACUGUAUGCAAUAGAAAUGCUAACCAGUCGACACGUCCUUGUUGCUGGUGGUGGCGGAGCCUCUAAGACGGGAGUCGCUAAUGGAUUCGAAAUUUAUGAGAUAUACCAUAAUGGUGAGAAAUAUGUGGCCGAUGAGGUGAUUCGCCACGAAACUGGUCCUACAGUGGUCAUGAAUUGCGCUAUAAAAAACGACGAGAAACGCACGCUGUUAGUUGCGGGCCAGGAAAGUCACUGUCAAAUGUACUUUGUGAAUCCGAUAAUCAGCUCAACCGAUGGAGAGGUAUGCGGGGGGAGAACCGAAACCAUUGAUGGGGUACGGAAGCGGAAGAACAUAUCGUAUCAGCCACAAGCCAACGGUCAGAUUAAUCAACAAGCGACAGAGAAGAAAAACAACGUUGAGCAAAAAGAGCACAUAAGGCAGCAGAUACAUUUCGAAAUCAAAACAGGUGACUCUGUGCAAACCGAUUUCACGGAAUCAGAACCACUGCAGCGGGUAGUGCGAAUCAGUCCAAAUGGGCGAAUUAUGGCCACCGGAGGAAUGGAUGGUCACAUAAGGUUAUGGAACUUUCCUAAGAUGACAAUGAUCACGGAUAUUCCCGCUCAUACUAAGGAAAUUGAUGAUUUGGACUUUAGUCCGGAUAGCAAGAAUGUUGUUUCGAUCGCUAAGGAUGGAUUAGGCGUCAUAUGGUCUAUCAAUCCGGAGAAAGAAUCUCGUAAAUUGUCCUGGAAUCCUCCGGAAGGUACUCGUUAUCUCUUGAAGCGUUGCCGGUACGGGAUAAUCGAGGGUCAGAAAGAUAAACAUCGACUUUUCAGCUUGGCGAACCCAUUUGCCAAAUCUGGCAAAGCGAAAGGCCUACUCCAGCAGUGGGAUCCUGAGCAAGGGCGGCUGACACGAGUAGUUGAAAUAGAUGAAUCGCUUGCGGCACUGGCCGUACGGGAUGAUGGUCGCUUUGUGGCGGUCGGAACGAUGUUCAGUGGUUCGGUAUCGAUUUACAUUGCAUUUAGUCUUCAGCGAGUGCUGCACAUUCCAAACGCACAUGCGAUGUUCGUGACGGGUUUGGAAUUUCUACCGGUCACCAACUUUGAUGGACCUUCGGUGACGGGAGACACGGAGGCCGCCGUGCUGUCCAUCUCGGUCGACAACCGCGUUUGUGUACACAGUUUGCAGUAUCGACAUUCACUGCCGGCUUGGGUGGCUAUUUUCGCGAUCGUAGCGAUACUAUUCAUCACGUUUUGUUUCUGUUCGUACAUCGGGCUUUAAGGAAAGGGGAAGUAUACUGUCAUUAAUGUGAAAUUUUUGUGUUAUUUAUGUUAAUUUUGUACAGUUUUAAAAUCUGCAACGUAUCGUAGAAAUUAUCUAGAAAACAAAUAAAUAUCUAUUGUAAGUCUAACUUAUGUGACUAGGAAACUUCAAAAUAUAGCUCUUUUAAUAGUGCACGCGACGCGUGCGAAGUUUGUUCUAUCGAUCUAGAUCUAUUAUACGAAAAUAAAAUCAACAAACAUAUAAUUCAGAAAUAGUUGUUGAACUUCGAGUAAUUAUUUGUCUUGUAAUUAAGUGAAAUAAAUUCAAUGCUAUGAAACAAUUAGGGAUUAUGGUUAUAAAAGAAACGAGUACUGCACAAUAACUUGCCCAAAUCAGCAUACCGCGUAACUUUAACUAAGUUGUAUCUUAGUCUUCGGAUGUUUUAGAUUUCAUUCUAUCAUUGUAAUUUUAAAUCUUUUUUUAUCCCAACAGUUUAUUUUAUUAGGCUCAUUUAAAAAUUCAGCUGUAACAGAGCCGAAUUCAUUUUUGUACAAUUUUAAUCUUAAGAUAACUUUUGUUGUAUAUGUAUUACACAAUUGCAAUUUUAAAUCUUCCUGCUGAACAUUUUUUUCAUAUUUGGGUAGUCGACACUACUGUCAGUGGUCUUAAUGUCAAUUUCGAGCACGAUCUGUCAUUUAAUUUGUUUACAGCAGGCCCCGGCCAAGAGGAUAUGAUCCGCGAGUCAAGAUGUGUCGCAAAUUUAGCUGUCAUUGCCAAACUAUCAAAUUUCUCGGUGAGCUCAAGGCAGAUCUACGUAACCAGGUGCGCCCAUUCGCUAAUCAUAUUUAACUCGAAACAAUCGUCAAAUUCGCGAAAAUUUAAAGAAGGCAGUUUUGCAAUUCUAAAAUUUGAAUGGUGAUUCUUAAGUUAUCCGAUUACUUGAAAUACGACGCUCUCUUAACCAUUUGGCUAUAUAUUUUACAACACACAACAUUUAUAAUAACUCGCCAUUAUAAUAUAAAACAUCAUCAGACACAAUUCCAGUUCAAUAUUACGUAAUACUGUAUUGCAUAGAAUACAUAUUCGAAUUAGAAAAGCAAAUUUUCAUUCAUUAUUUUUGAAGUAGGAUUACGUCUUUCGGGAACAUAUUAGGGUACAAAUUGAAAAUCGGAAGUCGAGCACAUCAUGAAUAUUGUCCAAUUUCAAACGCUUAUUGCUCAGUCGUUUCAUGAUGGAUUGAUGAUUUUUUUUGCGUCAAUCGAUUUCGGCACUUCAUAACAAUUUUUUAUAUUGAAUAAAAUAAUAUAUGUCAUGAAACUAACUAUCGAACAAUUGAAAAAUCUCAACCCCUAUC
Toxorhynchites rutilus septentrionalis is the source of this 2832-nucleotide messenger RNA. RefSeq names its product prolactin regulatory element-binding protein. Gene Ontology annotation, cellular component: endoplasmic reticulum membrane. The transcript is spliced from 3 exons. The record is from RefSeq and is a predicted model, not a curated record. Gene Ontology annotation, biological process: protein secretion. Bases 183 to 1496 code for a protein of 437 amino acids. NCBI's taxonomy places the organism in Eukaryota, Metazoa, Arthropoda, Insecta, Diptera, Culicidae. Gene Ontology annotation, molecular function: guanyl-nucleotide exchange factor activity; protein binding; GTPase activator activity.